AUGGUUAAACAACACGGUUGGUAUCCAUACGAAUUUCAAUCAGGUACAACAGUUGCCAUUGCUGGUGAUGAUUAUGUUGUUGUUGCAAGUGAUACACGUUUGACAGAAAAUUAUUCAAUUUUAUCUCGUACACAUAGCAAUGUGUAUAAAAUGCAUAACAAUUCAUUACUUUUAUCAACAGGAUUUCUUGGUGAUGUACUUACACUUAAGAAAACACUUGAAGGUCGUAUUAAGUCAUAUGAAUAUACACAUAAUAAACCAAUCUCAACACCUGCAUUAGCUCAAAUGAUUUCUAUUAUGAUGUAUGGUCGACGAUUUUUUCCUUAUUAUACAAAUACAGCUGUCGCUGGUUUGGAUAGUGAGGGUAAAGGAUGUAUUUUUGGUUUUGAUCCAGUUGGUUCAAUGACACCAGAACGUUAUACGUGCGAGGGUAGUGCUAUGCCACUUCUUUUACCAAUUCUUGAUUCAUACAUGCUUGGUAAAAAUUCAACUAAGCCAGGCCCCGUUAAACGUACAAAAGAAGAAAUCGUUAAAAUGGUAAAAGAUAUUUAUAUGGCUGGUUGUGAACGUCAUGUUGAACUUGGUGAUGGUGUUGUUAUUCAUGUAUUAACAAAAGAUAAAGGAAUUGAAACUGAUGUUCAUGCAUUACGCAAAGAUUAA
Messenger RNA from Adineta steineri, 660 nucleotides. The record is from the annotation of a GenBank genome assembly. Lineage: Eukaryota; Metazoa; Rotifera; Eurotatoria; Adinetida; Adinetidae.